Molecule: messenger RNA, 4881 nt
Organism: Helicoverpa armigera (cotton bollworm)
Lineage: Eukaryota; Metazoa; Arthropoda; Insecta; Lepidoptera; Noctuidae
Gene: bnl
Product: fibroblast growth factor 22
Exons: 5
Coding region: 714-1538 (274 amino acids)
Biological process (GO): cell differentiation; positive regulation of gene expression; positive regulation of cell population proliferation
Cellular component (GO): cytoplasm
Molecular function (GO): growth factor activity; fibroblast growth factor receptor binding
Source: RefSeq, a predicted model, not a curated record
UCAGUAUCGCGCGAGUUACCGCCAGCGCCGGUCACGUUAUGCCGCUCCACGAAGUCGGCCGAGCGCGCUCCCGAACACGCUCACGAUAAAUCGCAGCCGGUAAUUGACCAACAUGUGAUCGGCAAACACAAAAUACCAUAGAUUCGCAGAGAAACGUCGGUGGGAAAUAUUACUAGUAUCGAUUACCUUCCCUGUGUGAUGUCUAUUUGCACCAAUAAUACGAGUGUUGAGUUAUUCGAGUUAGAGUUACAAUAACCACAAGUGAACACGAUCUGGUCGGAAACUGUACGAAAGUGACACGCCGUUGGGAAACUUACGCGGUUUUGAAAAACAUCCAUUUGUGUGAACUAGCGUAUUUCGAAAGUGUGACUUCGGUUUCAGGAGGAAAAAUUCAAAGUGUAACAGUUUAUUGGUUCAAAAAUUUUGUAUGUGCAACAUCUGUCCUCGGCAGAGUAUACAGAUUUGAACAGAUCGUGUGAACAACCCGGCUUGCGGCGCUUGUAAACCGAGAAGCUGUCAAUAAUAUGGUGCAAUAAAAGUAAUAUGAGGGUGUUGGGUACGAUGCGUACCAGAGUAUACCGAACUGAUUUAUAAGUAAAGAAGGAAGGUAUUGAAUGAGACUGGGUGCGGUCGUCGUGGGGGCUUAAGCGGGGUAUGCGCGGCGGUGUUGUGCAGUGACGGCGUCCGGGCGGCUGCCAUGGGCGCGGCGCGCCAUGCGCUCGCGCACGCGCCCGCUGCGGCUGCUCCUGGCGGCGCUCGCGCUCGCGUCCUGCGCCGCGGCGCCCGCGCCCGAGCCGCGCGCGCAGCGCUCCGCCAACCUGAGCCACAUAACAGGCACCUCCCGCACCAUACAGAUGUUCCUCAAGAAUCGCUAUCUGCAGCUGCUGCCGGAUGGCACAGUCAACGGCACCACAGAUUACAACAGCGUUUACACGAUACUUCGGCGUGCGACGUACAAUGCAGGCCUCCUGACGAUCCAGGGGGUCUCCACCUGCCUCUACCUCUGUAUGGAUGCCUGCGGGUUCCAGUACGCUCAUAAGGAUCUCUCGGACGAUUGCGUGUUCACGGAACAUAUAGAGGAGAACAACUACAACACAUACUCGCGGUUACGCAACGGGAAGAAAACUUUCUUGGCGCUAGACAACAGGGGGAGAGCGCGACGGACGCAGAUCCCCAUGAGUCGGCCGCUGGGCAACCUGUCGCCCUACGCGCUCACGCUGACGCGGCGCUGGGACGGACCCAAGCAGUCGCACUGCCCGCCGCGGCGGCAUCGCGGCAGGCUGAAGCGGCCCCCGCCGCGGCAUCGAAACUGCCACAUACGCCUUCAGAAAGCCAAUCUGAGGCAUAAGAGGAAGCACAAGAAGGCUAACAAUCCCAAGAAAAAGCAGCGGCAUCCGAAAACGAGGAGAAAACAUGAGAAUGGGACGACGACCACGACCGAGGUGACGUGGGACGAGUCGACGAUGUCGACCAUGUCUACGACGGACGUCGAGUUUUUUCGGUCGGCGACCGCGCAGGAGGCGGUCGGUCGCGCGUGAGUCGGGCGCUGGUCGCGGUCGGGGCAGCCGUCGCGCUCGCACACUAGCACCGUUCCACACUUACACGUGCAAGAAUCUCUUUAUCAUUCCUAUUUAGUGCCGUUCCCGUUCAUAUACGGAACGGCUCGUCAAAUAUUUACGACAAAGUAGCAUUGCUCUCUUACGAAUGGCGCUCCAAUUUGACUGUCAAGUUGAACCCCGUGACGCGUUCAUAACGAAUGUUUGUCGAAACUUGAACUUCGUUUUCCUUUACUAGUAGUACGUACGAAACAUAAUACUCAAUGUUGAGUGAGGCGGUGUUGCCGUUACAAGUCGAUACAUGUUAACAAUAAAACGAAUGAUAUUAUUCUACCAAAGCUACUGAAAUUAUCUAUCUCAAUUUAUAUUCCUAGUUCGCUUUAAAAUGUAGGUUUAUCGGCAAGAUUCCAGUUGUUAGUUACUGUUACUUAUCAAGAAAUUAACGUAGAUGAUAAAUUAACUUUAUUCGAUAAUGACUAGAACAUUGAUUGUUUUUAACGUCGAGAUUAUCGUUUGGUAAGGUGGAACUGUGUUAGGAGAAGGCAAAAGAUUCCUGUCAAUUAAAAUUUAGCCUAAAUACUUAUCGUUUCGGAAUCACUCUCUCGAGCGUGCGUCGCUUCAUUCAGCUCCUCAUCAUCAAUGUUCAUUUCUAAUAUUUCUUUAAUUGGUGUAUCUAAAAAGCUAUUUAGUAGCAUUCGUGUAAUAUGUUUCAUUAAUUAAGCUUAAGUUAUUCGUUAAUGGAUUUGAUCGGAGUCCAAUCCGUUCCGUUACAGACACAACAUAUAAAGUGACCAGAUAUCUUAAAUGCUCGUAAUUUUCCACAUUUACAAAGUGCUCUAAGAGCUACGGUAUUCAAAUUAAGAAAUUAACGCUCCAUUCCUUUUUAUGCAUGAAUCUAAAGCGCGACUUUAACGUACUUGAUCACCUAAAAUUAAACCAUCGUAGACCACCAUCACAAUUUGCAUCCAAAUGCUUCAAUAACACGAAGAGAAGAAAUUCCGAAACGUUUUUGUACUUAGAUACGUGUGUUGAGGUGUAAUUUCAUAAGAAAUUGACUGAAAAUUGGACUGAGUAAUGUAGUUUAUGUUGGUUUCGGCCUAGGCUAUGAUAGGAUAACGUAGUGCGGCGGACGGCAUGCUUCUGUAUUAAUUUGUAAGUUAUAUUCGAGCGUCGGACGCGAGCGGCCGUGUAUAAUGACUCCGAAAUUAUAAUCGACGGGGAUAGAGUUCCCACGCGUGCCGGUGGCUUGGCGACACUCGACAUCCCCCGCGCCGUCACGACUAAACCAGUUCGAACGACUAAAUAUGAAAAAGGCUAUAAAAUUAUAAUUGCGCAAGGCACACCUCUAGUACAGGCCCGCUCGCUUCGACUCGUCCAAAAAUGUAGUGAUAAACAUUAACGACGACGAAGUGACUAUUAGUAAGUAGUUCUAAAACGUGUAUCUAAUUUGUAAAUUUAUUUAUUUUCCAUAGAGAAAGUGGUAUUUUGUUAACGUUUUAGUUGAUGUUUUUUAUUCUCUCGUCCCCUUUAGUUCCAACCGACUGUAGGUGUGUAGGAUGUCAUACGCUUGUACUUUUAGUGAGCCUAUAUUAUUUGUAUUAUAUUUUUAAGUCCGUUCGGUAACAAUAUGUGCUCUGUAUGCAGUUUUGUAUAGUGUGUAAUGGAUGCAUUUGCAAAUAUUGUGAUUGAAUGGAUUUUACACGAUUACAUUCUCUUUAGUGAUGUCCCUCGCAUUCUGAAUAUGUGCGCAGAUUUGUAGCAGGUGUAUCUUGAACUUUGUCAGCGAACAUUUUUUAUACUAGCAACAUUUUAUUUUCUAUGUAACCGUUAGAACCCUAGAGGCAAAAGUUACUAUGUAAAGGAGCAUAUGUUCAUGAAUUAUGGAAAACGGGUGUCCCACUUUCAGUUUUAGAUUAUAAUUAGUGUUGUAUAUAUUUUGAAUUUCUCUUGAAUUCCACGCCGCGAUAAGAUCGAUGGAACAGGUUCGUAGUAGCGUGGAACAACUCUAAGAUUCAGAGUAAACAAGGAAAAUUUCAAUGUAGGUAAACUUGUCUGGUAUAAUCGAUGUUCGCUGAUCAACAUUUUCAGGAGUUUUUUGUGAAUAUAUGCAGCAAGCUUUAUGAAUGUACCUACGUAUGUUAUACGAAUGAUAUUUUGAAUUUAUUUAUAUGUAUGUAUAAUAUUUUAGGUAUCACAUGAAAGCGACAUGGAAUACGUACAUAACGAAGCAUUUACUCAUCUUAUAAACAUUUUAUAUAAAAUAAUCACGAUCGUACCGAUUCCUUGUCGUUUUCGUAUAAGUCAAUAAAUUAUUCGAUUCUCGGAUUCGUUAUACUUGACUCGUUAUUGUAAAUGAAUACCAAUCGAUCUUUAUGUUAGUGUAGAAGCAGUAUUUCGGUAUUGUAAAAAUGGUUCUCCGUUACAGUAUCUAGUUUUUGUAGUUUUUAUAUUGAAUAGAGAUUGUAAGAAACUUCAGCAGAUGCCAAUUGGUUUUAUUUUGUUCUCCUAUACGUAAUUACACACUGACAGGUCUUACAGGCGCCGUUUUGACAAACUCUGCCUCGCUGUCCACUAUCAAAAAAAAAUAAAGUCCAAUGACAGUUCUUCUUUUUAAAGUACCAGCCAUGUAAAUGGUCAUAUUCAGUCUACUAAGUAAUAAAAUAGAAAUAAAUAUAAUUUAUCAGUCUGCUAUAUAAAAUUAUGCGAGAAUUCGUGAGUUUGCAUAACAAUGUGCCGAUGAUGGUGUAAAAAUAUGAGUGUUAUGUUAAUUUAAUGCCCAUGUGCCAUAAUACUGCCCUCUGGGUUAGCCUACCGAUUCAAUAUUCACUGUUAAUUUUCACGAAGUUGCUAUACUCAAGUACAUAAUGUCAAUAUUGUUAAGAAAUAAGGGGAUUAGCCACUUCACGGCCAAUAACGGACAAUAUAUUAAAUUGUAGAUAAAAUAAUUAUAAAUUUCUUCUCUGAUCGUGGUGUAAAUACCCCUUGUUUCUCGAAAAUUAUAUAUAAGUAUGUCAAGAGGAGUCAAACAGUAUUACUUACUUAAUUAAUUUCGAUACCUUUUUACAAUAAUUAAUACAUACUUUUAAAAUGUUCGUGUUUGCUUAGUGCAUUUAUAUAUGUACAAUUAAAAAUUAAUUCUGAAUAAUUUAAAACUUUUUGAAUGUAAACAAAAUAAAAUAUCUUUAGAUGUUUAUUCUAAAGUAGAAUUUUAAAAUUUUACCUAUUUACCUACUUAGUGCUACCAAAAGAAAGAUUGAUCGAAACUUUUAGACAAUAACUUUUUACAGCCUCUUAUACCGACGAAUAAAUAAAAAUGAUUCUAUAA